Messenger RNA from Aethina tumida (small hive beetle), 5356 nucleotides. RefSeq lists its product as uncharacterized. Gene Ontology annotation, cellular component: Golgi apparatus. The transcript has 5 exons. Gene Ontology annotation, biological process: Golgi vesicle transport. Lineage: Eukaryota; Metazoa; Arthropoda; Insecta; Coleoptera; Nitidulidae. Gene Ontology annotation, molecular function: small GTPase binding. Bases 100 to 4764 code for a protein of 1554 amino acids. The record is from RefSeq and is a predicted model, not a curated record.
UUGUAUUCAUCAAUGUUAUUUUGACACGUCAUUUGUAGGUUAGAAGUCGAAGGAGUGUAAUGUUUAUUUUGGUGUUUUUGGUACUCUAACAGCGAUAAAAUGUUCAAAAAACUAAAAGAUAAAAUCACGGAGGACCUGAAAAGUUCGCCGCAACGUUUCCAACAGCUCACGCAGUCGGUGAGCGAUCGAUUGAGCACGUCCACAAACGACGAGAAUUUCUUUUCGAUAGGCGACGACGAUGCGAACAUGUCGACGAACAGUGCCGAGGCGGGAUUCUCCAGUCUGUCUCUGGUCUCGCCCUCGGAGCCCAGAAUCAGGCGGACUUCCAACUCUUCUAUGGCCAGUGACGUCUCGUUUUUGCCACGAUACGAAUCGUCUGCCAUGUAUCAGUUGCAGUCUGAUUUGGACGUGUCGGCCAGCGAGGUUGAAGACAAUGUGUCCACUUCGUCACAGUUGGGGCACUUGUCCAAAGAGCAGAUUUAUUCGGCGUUUCAGAAGGCACAAAUGAGGUAUCAUAAAUACAGAGGGAGGUACACUGAUUUAGCUAAACAUUAUAAGGAUUUGGAAAGAGAGAAUGGCAAAAUGAAGUCAGUUUUGGUGGAAACCCAAGACAAGGCGAUACGUCGAGUGCGUGAGUUGAAGGAGCAGUGCUCCCUGGAACAAAAAGCCAAGGCACAUCUGGAGGGCGUGUUGCGGGACGAAUUGGACGAAAAGCAAUUCAAAAUCCAAACGUUAGAAACGAAAAUCGGACUGCUGAGUAGCCAAAGCGGCGCCGACACUUUGGUGGACCUGCAGAACGACAACGACAAGGAAAAUCUGGACACCUUAACCAAAUACCUGAACGACGCCCGCCAGGAAAUCGAAUCGUUAAACUCUAAACUGCAGGAGUACAAGGCCAACUCCAUAGUGUUUCAAAGCAAGGAGCAGGAGUAUAAGAAGAAAAUCACCGGGCUGGAGAACGAACUGUCCAAGUUUUCCGAAAGGGAGAAGGAGAACAACCUAAAGCUGGCGCAGAACAAGAUGGAGCUGCACAACGAGAUCCUGAACAAGGAUGCCGAAAUUUUGAACAUGAAAAAGGACCUGGAGGUGCUGCGGAAGAGCCUGGAGGCGUACGAGACGCAGACGCACACGUCCAAAGUGGAGAACUUGCAGGCUCAGAACACGAAGCUCAUCGAACGGGUCGAAGCUUUGACUCAAAGAUCCAACAAUUUGGAAAGUGAGCUGCUGAAGGUCGAACAAUACAAGCUGGAGAUCCGGAAUUUGAACAGCACAGUGCAAGAUUUGAAAUCGUCGUUGAAGACUAAAGAGGACGCUCUUAAAGAACUGAAUGAAAAGUUGGCCACAGCCGGAGGCGAAGACGACAAACUGAACAAAGACAGGGAGAACUUGCAUGCUGGACUCCAAACUUUCAGGAUGCAAGUGAACUAUUUAAACAAGGAGAAAGAAAUGCUUAAGGAGACAAUCAGCAAGGAAAAAGCAGAUUACGAGAGACAAAUUGCUGAGAUUAGGGAAAGCACUAAAAUAGUCCUGGUCUCUUUAGAAAGGAAACUGACGGAGAAGAUUACCAGUGAGUUUGCAGCUAAAGAAGACAAACUAAAGGAAGACUUCAAACAGAAAUUAAACGAACUGAACACAAACGGAGCCAACGUGAAGGAAAUCCAGAUGAAGCUGAUGGAGAAGGAGUCCCAGCUGCAAAAACUGAACGAGGACCUAACGAGCAGUGAAACAGAUCGAAUUUCAAAGGAGAACUUGUACAAGAACUUGGAGAAAAACCAUUUGGAGUUGAUUGAGGACUGCACCAAACUCAGGAGCACCGUGGCAACGUUAGAAAAAGAACUUUCGGACAUCAGAAACGACAACUCGGAGACCCAGAAGAAAAUAAUCCGAAUGCAGUCAAACAUUUCCACCCUAGAGGCUGAUUUAAAUGAAGCCAGAGAACAGCUACAACAAAAAGACGAGGAGUGCAUGUCGAUACAAAAAGAGAAAGUGCACCUGGAUGAGCAGCUAAAACUGGCAGCACAAAAAGAUGAGUUGCAGUCUCUGGAAGUAACUGAGAGUCGACUCUUGGAAAUGAAGCUGUCGAAGCUGGAAGAAGAUAACGAGAAACUAAAGAGGAAACUGGACGAGGAGUUCACGAGAAACAGCCAGCUGGACCUGGAGAUCGGCAAGAUGAAGUCCCUAGUCGAAGACCACGGACGGUUGAGUCAAAAGCUGCCCGAAUUGGAGCUGGAGAUCGACAAGCUGAAGGACUGCAAGAGCGACUUGAGGGAGGAGCUGGCCCAGGCCCAAAAAACGGUCGGAGAAUUAAACAAAACGUUGGAGGAGAAGCGGAAGGUGGAAGACGACUAUGUCAACCUUAAGUCGGCCAGUGAAAAGUACGGUGACAAAAUUAAAACCCUAGAAAACGACUUGGAGGAGACCAGGAAGAUGCUGAUGGAGAAAGAGCGGGAGUGUAUGUCGAUAGAAAACGAAAGGACGCACCUGGCGGAGCAACUUAAGCUGCAAGAGGAGAAGGGUGAGCUGGAUGCUUUGGAACACUCAGAGUGUAAACUGUUGGAAUUGAAAUUAACAAAAAUGGAAGAGCAAAUCGUCGAUCUGAACGAACGUUUGGACGUGGAACGUAGAAACAACGAAAAUUUGACGGAACAACUUAAGGAAUCGAAGAAACUAGUGCAAGAAUAUAAUAUAUACAAAGAUAGGGUGCCAGAAUUGGAGUUUGAAAUCACUAAGCUGUCGGACCAAAAGCAAGAACUGGAUGACAGGUUGAAGGCUGCUGAGGAGAGAAAUCAUGAGUAUGUGAAAGCUGCCACUGAAAAAGAGGCUUUAGAAGAAGUUAUUAAAGAGUUGGAGCAAGAGAGGGCCAAACUGGUGGAUAGCUUCGAGCAUGAAAGGAAGCUGUUCAACCAAACGCAUGAGCAGAACGUUGCCAACGAACUGAAGCUGGAAAAACUGCUGGAGGAAAACAUCAACAUGUCCAAGGAUAAAGACACCAUAAACAAAUUGAACGAAGAGCUGCAACGGCAACAACAAGAACGGGACAAGGACUCCCGAACCAUCACAGACUUAAGGAACAAGGUGGAAAGUCUAACGGUCUUCAACGAAGCCCUGGACAAGGAGAUCAAGGACAGGAAUGCCGAAGUAACAGACAUGAACAAGAAAAUCGAGGAGCUGAGCUCGGUCAUCAAGAAACAAACAGAGGAGUUCGCCAGUCUGUUGGACAGAAGCAAUCAGUUGGACGUCAUCAUAGAAAAGAUGCAGGUGGACAACUCAAAUGCCUUGAGGAAGGAGAAGGCGGUGCAAAACGAACUGUCACAAAAAAUUGAGGCGUGCCAAAACGAGGUGUCCGCCAAAACUGAAGAGAUCAAACUGCUCCAGUCGAAGAUCAGCGAUUUGGAGCAGCUGAACAACGUCGACAAAGAAAAUUUGAAGACUUUAGAAGACAGGAACAGAGAGUUGCAGGAACGAUUGACGAAAUUGGAGGCGAUGGAAGAGAGCUUCAAAAUGAUUGGGGAGGAGAAGCAAGUGGUGGAAAAUGAGUUGACCAGACUGAAAAUUAUGGAAAGUAGCUUUGUUAAACUAAAAGAAGACAACCAGUUAAUAAGCGCACAACUAGACAACAUUAUGAAGGAAAAACAGGAGUUAACAACGGGGAAACAAACCCUGACGGAGAACUACAACUUACUCAAAGUCAACUUGGACGAAGUCACAAGCGAAAGGGAUGAUCUACAAAGGAAGCUGCAGCAACUCAAGACCCAAAUGGAGGAAAACGCCGCCAGUGGAUUAGAGAAGGCUACGAAAGAAAUCCAGGAGUUGAACCUGCGUAUCAAUCAACUGUCAUCAGACAACAAUCACGUGAACGACGAAAACCAAGAACUGUUAAGCCAAGUGGAGGAACUGAAGGUCAACAAUGAAUACCUGCGCACUGAACAACUCAAAAUCGACAGCCUGAAGGCGGAGUACGAAGAAAGGAACAGGAAACUCAAGGAGGAACUGGAGGAAGCCACCGGAAAAAUAUCGGAAGCCCAACGCCAGAACCUGGAGCUGGCCAACAGCAAAACAAUAACGAACGAAACCGACAUAAUGAAGAUACAGCAAGACUGCUACGAAAUAAAGGAAAAGUGCGACAACCUGUUCAUCGAGAACAAAAAUCUGAAGCUGGAGAUCGGCAAUUUAGAGGAGAAGUGCAACAACUUCGCCGGCAUAAAACGCAAGUACGAGACGCAGAUCGCCGAGCUGGAGCACCAGUACAACGAGCUGGUGCACGAGAAACAGCUGCUGCAGGACGAGGUGCAGGAACUGAAGAUCUCGCCCCUGAACCUGCAGAACAACUCGACGCGUCUGGACAACUUGGAGAUAAUCAAGCAGGAGAAGGCCUUCCAGGCCGGCUCCAAUAACGACAAGUACGUGAAGGAGAUCGACAGUCUGAGGGACAAGCUGACCCAGUACAAAUCCUUGGACAUCACCAACAAGAGCUCCAUAGAGUUCUACGAGAACGAGCUGCAGAAAAUGAAGAACAAGAACGAGAAGCUGAGCAGGAAGCUGGACGAGACUUUGGUCACGUUGAACCACUGCGCCGAGCUCAGCCAGUCGACCGAAAUCGAGUACUUGAAGAAUGUGCUGUACAAUUACAUGCUGGGGAAGGAGAGCAUGGUUUUGGCGAGGGUCAUUGCGGCUGUGUGCAAGUUCGACCCGCAACAAACUGAGAAUAUUUUACAGAAGGAACAGCAGAAACAAACUUUGCUGGGGCAACUAGGAAUUCUCUAACAAAACGUAGUGAUAAUAAACACUUUGGGUUAACUGCAGGAAACAUGAAUCGAAUCGAUUCAGUCAAAACAAGGAGGAUAUUUUUGUAUUAACAAAAAAAAUUGUGGUACAAUCCUAGAAAAUGUACUUAAUACAUUUUUGAUAUGCCUAAAAACUUCACGGUGUGUUCAACUGAAAAAAAAACGAUUUAUAUUUUAUAAAACACAAUACUCACUAAAAACUAUUUGAUCAGUUCAUUAUUUAAUAAUUUCGUCCGUAGAUGCUUUAAUCCAACCCAAUAUAAUUAACAGUAUUUUGUGAAUAGAAAGUCUUUGAUUUAUUGUUUAAUAUACAUAAAUUUAUAUUAAUCAAAAUAUUAUGGAAGGGUUUUUGAUGAAAUAUAUUAUCUCUUCAAGGACUUUCUAUACUAAACAUUCCAAAAUUUUUAACGAUAUUGUAUGUAGAAAUUUUUUUAUUUGCAAGUGUAUAUCCUUUUAUAUAUUAGUCAUAUUUGUUUUAUAAUUAAUUAUUAAUGUUUUAGCAUUUUGUACAUAUUUGUUUGUUAGAAUAUUUAUAAUAUUUAUGUAAAUUGUUAUAAUUAAACCACUAUUUG